Actinia tenebrosa (Australian red waratah sea anemone) is the source of this 4132-nucleotide messenger RNA. RefSeq lists its product as uncharacterized. Gene Ontology annotation, cellular component: nucleus; nucleoplasm. The record is from RefSeq and is a predicted model, not a curated record. Gene Ontology annotation, molecular function: nucleic acid binding; zinc ion binding. Lineage: Eukaryota; Metazoa; Cnidaria; Anthozoa; Actiniaria; Actiniidae. Gene Ontology annotation, biological process: positive regulation of DNA-templated transcription; negative regulation of DNA-templated transcription.
CCCCGGAUGCAAAGUUGUCCUCGUGGUGAAGAAGUCAAAACGAAGAAGAAGGCGACAUUUUGAAGUCGUUUUUUACAGUCAAACUUCACCAUGKCAGGCUUUAAUAGGUUUGGAGGUGGUGGUUUAGGAUCCCUUUAUACGGGAUUAAAUAGCUUGCAGCAACCAAGCGCUGCGAAUAGAAGAGACGACCGGUUCGACAACCGAAGGAAUUCAAGAGAUAACUUUGAUCGAAGGGAGCGAGACUUUGGCCGUCGAGAUCCGAGCCCACGAAGGCGGAGAUAUUCUCCCGAUUCURCUCACUUUGAUACUGUCACCUUAUCACAGCCACCAUAUUCUGGAGUCAGAGGAAACCGUCAGGACAAUCGUGGAGGUUUAGGCAGUUACUCUAUGGAUGAUCUAGGACGRGAUAACUUUACCCGAAACAGAGGUCAGAGCAGUAGCGAUAGAGACCUAAUCAGGGAUGGUCACAACAUGAGAUUACCUAAUAGGGGUGAUGGAAUUCUUGGAGCCAAACCUGGAGAUUUGCCACGUGAUCUUACUCCUAAUACAAGCUCAGGUCUUACAUCCCAGCUAGCACAACAGCAACAACAACUAAUGGCCAUGGUCCAAACACAGUCCCUCCUAGCUGCCAUCCAAGCCCAAGCGUCUGCAGCAGCCAAACGUGGUGGCCAAGGUCGUCAACCACAAUCCUUGAUGCAGGGGUCUAGAAUGCAUGAUAACAGGGGCCGUAUGGGUGACAGACAAAAUCGUAAGAGAAGAAUGUCGCCACCCAGGGGAGGUCAGAGAAAYAUGAACAUGAUUAACCACAGACAACGCCGCAGCCAACAGUUUCGCAGUUCGCAAGGAAAUAGAUCAAACUACCAGCAAAGGAGGGAUUAUGACAGGGAUAGAAAAAAGAUUAGUGAAUCGAGUCAAAAGUCAGAAGAUAAUGAACCUGUGGAGGAACCAUAUGUGGAAGAAACGCUAGAUGAUGAAGAAGAGGAAGAGAAAGAAGAAACUAAGGAAGAAAAAACAACUAGUGAGAGUAAAGAAGCUACAAAGUCUGAAGCUGAUGCUAGUGAGAAGUCAUCCAAAUCUGAGGAACCAAAACCAGAAAACCAGACCAAAGAUUCAGAAUUCAAAUCUGAGACCAAUCUUGCUGGACAAAAUGUCAACAACCUUGUCAAGUCUCUGUAUGAUACCUCCCGACGAAAGUAUGUUUGUAAAGUAUGCAAGAUUAUGUGUACUAAAGAUUCGUGCUUCAGACAGCAUUUGUAUGGCAAACGUCAUGUCAAGACAUGGUUGGAAAGCCGUGGCCAAUCAUUUGAAGCAGAAAUGUUUAAACGAGCUUCUGAGGAAGCAACCAAGAGUUUAGUAGCAAAGGAACAAACCAAAAAACCAAAAGAACAAGAACAAGAAAAACUUGAACAAUCCCCUGAGGAAAAGCAGGAAUCAAAUGAACAAGAACAARAGGAAUCUGUCGAAGUCAAGAAAGAUAAAGAAUCAAGUAUUCCUGCCAGCUCAUCUGAAGAAGAAACGACUACCAAGAUCAAAGAAGAGCCUAAUGAGGUCAAGAAAGAAAAGAGUCCUCUUCCAGAAUCCAAAACACCUUCAGAAACAACCAAAGAAGAUCAGAAAACUUCAGUCAAAGUGAAGGAAGAAAAAAUACCAGUCAAAGAAGAGAAGUUUGAGGCAAAAUAUUCAUGUGAUACUAGAAAAGUUGCCAUCAAAGAAGAGGAAUUCAUAACUAUUUCAUCAAUCACUGAGGCACGUGUCAGGCUGAAGGGCUUUGACAAAGGGGUUAAUACCAAAGGCUGUGAAUUUGUGAAAGCUGUGUCAGGAUUCAACUGCCGUCUUUGCAAAUUAUUUAUCAUAAAUGGAGGUGAUGUUAUGAAGCAUGUUGAUGGGAAGAAACAUCAAGCCAAGUAUAGGCGAUACAUCAGUGAGCAUCCCAAGUAYGAGUCAAAUCAAGUGGUUAGGAACAAAGAGCUGUCAGAGAUGUUAAGUGAAAGGGAAGGAGAGGAAGUCUUGCUGUAUGAGGUGACAGAAACAGAAGAACCAAAACGACCUUACCGAUAUAGCUCAGGGGAAGCCUUGAAUGUGGAAGUGACAAAGUACCUAGCUGUAGAAGACGACCAUGACGACAGACCUUUAGACGAGCAAGAUGAGUCAAAUGAUGACUUACUUAGAGAAGACAUGGAGGUGUCUGCUUCAAGUGAGAAGAAGGAAGAGAUCGAAGAUGAUAUACUUAAUGACAAGGAUGAAGACGAAAGGGAUGUAGAGCCUGAAGAACUUGAUGAAAACCUCUUGUUGGGGGAAGAGGAUUCCCUGGACCAAAGUACCUUGGAAGAGAAAUAUGAUCCAGACCUUGGAAAGACAGUGGAUGAGCCAAUGGCAGAACAGAUUGAAACUAAGGACACAGAAACUAAAGAGGUCUCAAACACUUCGGUUGACUCAUUGAAUGAAUCCCAAGAAGAUGAAGAUGAAGAACCAGUAGUAAAGAAAACCAAGCUUAUCAGCCUUGCAGCACGACGUGGCAGGAGAGCUGCAAGGGGAGGGGCUCAGCAACGUGGCAGAGGACGAGGAAGAGGAGGCAAACGAACGACUCGACAGAAAGUCACGCCCAAACCAGAAGUUGUAUUCUCAGAGGAGCAACAUGAUGAUUUUAUGGACGGGUAUGAAGUCAUCGACGAGGUUGCUGAUGAUGAAUAGACUUGUAAAACAAAAAGGCUCUAAAACUUUGCCAAAGCAAUGUUCCUUUGUCAUUGACGAGGUACCCUAUGAUGGGUAGGCUUAUAGAACAGAUAGGUUCAAAAACCUUAGCAUUGUUCCUUCGUUUUUAUUUCCACGUUAAAAAGAUACCUUGAUCGUUCACCCUGCAUUGAAUGUAUUUUUUUGGAUAAGAGUUAUUACUGCUCGCAGAUCCAAGUCAUUGCAGCAACAUCUAAAGAACACUAAACCAGUUUCUUAUGCCUUGGAAUUGUUACUUUAGUUUUAGUUAAAACACAGCGUUGUUAAUGUGUUUCUGCUGUACCUACUGUAUUACUAAAUGUCGCAAGAAAGCAGAUCCUUUUACUAUCAAAUGUGAAAUCUGCGAGUCUUAAUUCACAUGUAGCUCCAGGUUAUAUUUAUUUGAAAGUUCUCUUUAAUGCGAACAAAUGUAACAUAAAUAACGCGCAUGUAUGUAGUGGCUAGUCGUGUAUGAUCAUCGUACUAGAAUACAAACACUAAGUGUGUGUCAUAAGUACCACUAAAUACUGCUAAAUUAUGCUAAUCCUAUUGUUUUCUAUUGUUUAAUUAGCACUAUUUACUACUAAAUAGUGCAAAGUGUUGCACACUUUGUGUUGGUACUCUAUUUUCGACUGUUAUAUCAAAACAUUUUUAGAUAAUUUUACACUAGCAUUAUGUUWUUCUCACAAACAGUCUUUUCUCCUCUUCCCUCGAGCUCCUAUUGCCUCUAUUUUCCUCCUCUAGCUACAUCCCUGUAGUGCAUGCCCUGACUUACAACUAGAACCUUGAUAUCCAUAUAUUUAUCCUAAAACAAAUAUUAAAAGAACUUUUGAUUUCAAUUUGUUUUUGAAGGAUGUAAUGCUAAAUGCGAAAACAGAAUGGGAGUAAAAAUAGAAUACAUCGGCUUUUAAAAUACUUGAUUUUUGAGUAUCCCUUAACCUGAACUGGGGUUAUCAUCAAAUAAAUGAUAUCAUUGGAUGCAAGAGAAUAUAAGGGAAAUCUCUUAGAAGCCUCAAACUUUUCUUUUUCAUCAUCGAAAAAAUAUAUAUUUUGGUCAACGUAGAACAAAUAAAUAAAUAUAAUAGUCUAAACAAAUGAAUGGACAAAUAUUUCUUAGUAGUUGAAAAUGAUCUUCAAAGGUCCUUUCAUUGGAUGUGAACUAAGUAUGAGACCAUAAGGGUGAGACUUUUUCACAUAGAUUGAAGGGACCCUUCUUUUCCGAACGGAAAACUGAUAUAUUUUGGACAACUCGACUGACAAAAGAUUCAAAUCUAUAAAUAAAAGAGAUCAAACGAAAGUUACUGGACGAAUAUCGUUCAACAUUUGAUUAGGAAAUUCAAAGGUCCUUUCACUGGAUGUGAACUAAGUAUGAGCCAAUGAGGGAGUGAGUUUUUCAUAUCGGCAUUAAAAGGACUUUUAUCAA